This is a messenger RNA of Triticum turgidum subsp. durum (durum wheat), 963 nucleotides long. The record is from the annotation of a GenBank genome assembly. Lineage: Eukaryota; Viridiplantae; Streptophyta; Magnoliopsida; Poales; Poaceae.
AUGGCGAUGGAGGAGGCGACAGCGACAGCGACGCCGUUCGGCUUCCCGGCGGAGGUGCGUCCGGGGGCCACGCGGGUGGGGUGGGUCGGCAUCGGGGUCAUGGGCGGCGCCAUGGCCGCGCGCCUCCUGGCCGCCGGGUACGCGGUGACGGCCUACGCGCGCACGCCGGCCAAGGCGGGGGCCCUGGUCGCCGCCGGAGCGCGCCUCGCGGGCUCGCCGGCCUCCGUGGCCGCGGCCUCCGACGUGGUCUUCACCAUGGUCGGCAACCCCGGCGACGUCCGCGCCGUCGUCCUGGACGCCGCGUCGGGCGCGCUCGCGGGCCUCCGCCCCGGCGGCGUGCUCGUGGACUGCACCAGCUCCUCCCCGUCCCUCGCGCGCGAGGUCGCCGCGGCCGCGCGCGCCGCCGGCUGCCACGCCGUGGACUGCCCCGUCUCCGGCGGCGACGUCGGCGCGCGGGACGGCACGCUCGCGCUCCUCGCCGGCGGGGACGAGGCCGUGGUGGCCUGGCUCGCCCCGCUCUUCGCGCAACUCGGCCGGCCGACCUAUAUGGGCCCGCCCGGCAGCGGGCAGAGCAGCAAGAUCGCCAACCAGAUCGCGGUGGCCGGCGCGGUGGUCGGCCUCGGCGAGUCCCUGGCCUUCGCCGGCGCCGCCGGGCUCGACGAGCGGCUGUUCCUCGGCGCGGUGUCCAAGGGCGCCGCGGGGUCGCGCGUGAUGGACAUCUUCGGCGAGCGCGCGGUGAGCCGCGACUUCGCGUCCGGGGGCGCCGUGCGGUACAUCAUCAAGGACCUCGGCAUGGCGCUGGAGGUCGGCGACGGCCAGGAUGAGGAGGAGGAGGCCAACGUGCUGCCUGGCUCGGCGCUGUACCGGCAGAUGUUCUCGGCCAUGUCGGCCAACGGCGACGGCGAGCUGUGCCUGCAGGGGCUGAUCACCGUCGUCGAGCGCCUGAACGGCAUCCGGAAGUAA